GUUCUCCUGCGCUACCGGCCGGGAGUCCCAGUCUCUGCUGAUGGUGGUACUGACCGCCUGGUCGGUCCCCUGCGUGACUCUACCCACUUGGAGCCCUCAAUUACCCCUCAAUCAUGCCGUGUAACAGAUGGCAGCAUGCCUCAAACCUCCUUCGAGGAGCCACCCAUCGGCUUAAGCGCGGGCAUCAGUAUCCACGCCCUGACCAAGUCCAACAGCUACUACGACGCUUUAGAGGUCGUGUUUUGGAAGGUGUCCAAGUGGCAAAAUGGUCUGGAUCCAAAGGCCAUUUUGUGGUGUCUCGCCUUACCGCGACUUUAUGGCCAUCCGUUCGCCCACAGCCUGAGUGACCGAACUAUGAUUCACACUGGUUGA
Messenger RNA from Dibothriocephalus latus, 372 nucleotides. NCBI's taxonomy places the organism in Eukaryota, Metazoa, Platyhelminthes, Cestoda, Diphyllobothriidea, Diphyllobothriidae. The record is from the annotation of a GenBank genome assembly.